Mustela lutreola (European mink) is the source of this 897-nucleotide messenger RNA. RefSeq names its product anterior gradient 2, protein disulphide isomerase family member (gene AGR2). The transcript has 8 exons. Gene Ontology annotation, molecular function: dystroglycan binding. Lineage: Eukaryota; Metazoa; Chordata; Mammalia; Carnivora; Mustelidae. The coding region runs from base 122 to 649 and encodes 175 amino acids. Gene Ontology annotation, cellular component: endoplasmic reticulum. The record is from RefSeq and is a predicted model, not a curated record.
AUACGGGAUCAGUGGGUGGGAUUGAGGUGUGCUCUGCACAUAAAUAGGAGCACAAAGGGAGCCAGCACAGCAGGAGGCUUGGACAGCACAGAGGCGGCUGGCUCACACGGACAGAUUUGCCAUGGAGAAGAUCUCGGUGUCAGCAUUCCUGCUCCUUGUCGCCCUCUCUUACACUCUGGCCAAAGACAUCACAGCCAAAUCAGGAGCUAAGAAAGACACCAAGGACUCUGGACCCAAACUGCCCCAGACCCUCUCCAGAGGUUGGGGUGAUCAGCUCAUCUGGACUCAGACUUACGAAGAAGCUUUGUACAAAUCCAAGACAAGCAACAAACCCAUAAUGAUUAUUCAUCACUUGGAUGAAUGCCCACACAGUCAAGCUUUAAAGAAAGUGUUUGCUGAAAAUAAAGAAAUCCAGAAGUUGGCAGAGCAGUUUGUCCUCCUCAAUCUAGUUUAUGAAACAACUGACAAACACCUUUCUCCGGAUGGCCAGUAUGUCCCCAGGAUCAUGUUUAUUGACCCAUCCCUGACAGUUAGAGCUGACAUCACUGGAAGAUACUCAAAUCGUCUCUACGCUUAUGAGCCUUCAGAUACAGCUCUAUUGCUCGACAACAUGAAGAAAGCUCUCAAGCUGCUGAAGACUGAAUUGUAGAGAAAAAACAUCUGCAAGCUUUUCCCUCUGUGUCCGGCCCUGAGACUUGGAUCAAGAGGAGAUCCUAGAAGACUUUGGAGAAUGCAGGCAGACUGAUGGACAUGCUGAUUAGAUUAUGGUUAUUGUUACAACAGAUAUUUUUUAAAAAUCUGGUCUCAAGUACACCUGUAUGAAAAUAAUAUUGCAUACUAGCAUAGUAAGCCAUGCUUUUUUUAAAAAAAAAAUUAAAUCCUUUUGAGGUAUUCAGA